UCCCAGACGUUCGACACAUUUCAUCUUUGAUCUCCAAUCACCCACUUCCGACCAAUAUCAGGAUAUAAUCUCAUAUCUUAACUACACUUAAAAUCACCAACAUGGAGACCAUCACCAAUGCUGCCAACGCCGCCAGCAAGGCGAUUUGGGGCGAAAACAAUAAUGCCAGCGCAGAGACAGGCCAGGAGCCUCUGGCUGGCGAACAGGGCCGAGGAACUGCUGACUCGCCCUACGACAGGGGAAACGCUGAAGGCCAAUCUGGCUCUGCCGGCCCUGACGCAGGUAGCUCCAACCCCGGACCAACCUCUGGCAGCACUGGCACUGGGCUUCAACCUGGCAUUCCAUCUUCUGGUAGCCAAAGUCAAGGGACCAACAUUGCGGGCCAAAUCCGACCGGAGCACCAGCAAGAUAAGACCGGCGUAACCGGCCUGCACUCUGAUGACCCGAAAUUUUCCGAUCAGCGCCCAAGUGAUUCCAAUGCCGCAUCAACCUCGGACCGUGGCCAAAAGGCGCCCGCGGGCGGCAUCGGCGCAGCUGAGCCCUCGUCCAAGGACCUAUGCUAGGUGGACUGGGAAUCGGGUCUGAGACGUAGCGAAGGC
Messenger RNA from Xylona heveae TC161, 599 nucleotides. RefSeq lists its product as hypothetical. The record is from RefSeq and is a predicted model, not a curated record. Lineage: Eukaryota; Fungi; Ascomycota; Xylonomycetes; Xylonales; Xylonaceae. The transcript has 4 exons. Bases 102 to 563 code for a protein of 153 amino acids.